This is a messenger RNA of Penicillium coprophilum, 816 nucleotides long. RefSeq lists its product as uncharacterized. The transcript has a single exon. Gene Ontology annotation, molecular function: protein serine/threonine kinase activity; ATP binding. Gene Ontology annotation, cellular component: nucleus. Gene Ontology annotation, biological process: mitotic DNA damage checkpoint signaling; protein phosphorylation. The coding region runs from base 1 to 816 and encodes 271 amino acids. Lineage: Eukaryota; Fungi; Ascomycota; Eurotiomycetes; Eurotiales; Aspergillaceae. The record is from RefSeq and is a predicted model, not a curated record.
AUGAGUUCUGUCAGUGAAGCUAGUCCCGAAAAUGAGACUGAGAUCGACCAAGACCAGCCACUGGUUAAAUCACUCCAAGACUUGACCAUAAUUGAGUCAUGGAACGAUGGAAAGCUGAAAUCCACCACCUUCUACCACGUCACCGACGAGGAGGAGGUUUUUUUCGGCUACGCGUCAAAGAAUAAGCGUGAAAUGACCAUCCCAGAAUUCAACUUGUCUUUGAAACGUGUCCCGGAUCAAGAUAUCUAUCCAAAAAUACCUGUCAACACUCACUUGACGCUUGCAUCGGAAGUUCUGGACCCUUCUUUGGUUUAUGUUAAGAGAUCAGGCCUACAGUGGUACGACGAUAUGAUCGGCACAAACCAUCUUUCCAAGGCCGUCCUUGAUGAGACACUCGUCAUGGAGCAGAUCUCACGAGCGCCUCACCCAAACAUAAUUCAAUAUUAUGGUUGUCGUGUGAGACGUGGUUAUAUCACGUCGAUUGUUCUCGAGCGGCUUGAUCAAACUCUAAGCGCGUACGUUUCGACAUCCGAUUUUCAAAAGCUUGACAAAAUCAAGUUCUUCGAGUAUUUCAAGUCGGCGGUUGAACAUCUGCACAGCUUGGGGCUAGCUCAUAACGACAUCAACCCAGAUAACAUUAUGGUGAAGAAUGGAUCACCAGUGUUGAUUGACUUUGAUUCUUGUCAGCCCUUCGGGAAACGUUUACAGUCUUUGGGCACGGAGGGGUGGUACGAAAAGGUCUUUUAUACUUCUGAGAAGGAACAUGACAUAUAUUCUCUUGGGAGAUUAGAGGAGUGGCUUAGGACCGCGGGGUGA